AUGCCCACCGAAAUUCCUGGCCCACCCGGUGUGCCCGUCCUGGGCAACAUCUUCGAUGUCAACCCCAAUGAGACCUGGAACUCUCUCAACAGUCUGGCCAGCAAAUAUGGCCCCAUUUUCAAGAUCAACGUGCUGGGUCACCAAAUCGUCUUUAUCUGCAGCGUGGCUCUACUCGAGGAGAUCUGCGACCAAACACGAUUCCGCAAGUGCGUCACCGGUCCCGUCGUGGAGAUUCGGUAUUCCGUGCACGACAGUCUGUUUACCGCGUAUGAUGACGAGGAGAGCUGGGGGAUUGCCCACCGAAUUAUGAUGCCACACCUUACCCAGGAAGCGACCGAUAGCGUGUACAGCGAUAUGAUGGAAGUCGUCCCCGACCUUACCAAGAAGUGGAGCGCGGGCACCAAGCAACGCGUGAAGGCGAGCGACGAUCUCGAUCUGAUUCUGUUAGCAUCGUGUAUGAAGUGUUUCUUCAACGAGCGGGUGCACGUGCUAGGUGAGAAGGAUGAGGUCCAAAAGAAAGCUUGGGAUAUGGUCCAGGGAUGGGAGGGCGCCACCAUGGAAGCGAUGAAACGGCCCACUCGCCCGAAGGUGUUGAACUGGCUAUACCAGAGCCGAUUCUCUAGCUUGACCAAGACCAUGCGCAAUUACGCCACCGAUAUUGUGAAGCGCCGGAAGGAUAACCCUGAGCUGGCUCGCAAAGACAUGCUGGAUGCCCUCUUGAACGGCGUCGAUCCCGAAAGUGGCUUGAAGCUCAAGGACUCUCAGGUGCUGGAUGAAAUCGUCACGAUCUUCAUUGGUGCUGCAACGGCCGCCAAUCUCCUCACUUAUGCCGUAUACUAUCUCAGCAACAACCCCGAAGCCCUGAAGAAGGGCCAAGAUGAGAUUGACGCCGUCGUGGGAGAUGGUCCAAUUGAUCUUUCUCACUUGAAGCAGUUAAACUACGUCGAGGCCAUUCUCCGAGAGACCAUUCGUCUGUCCGCUACCGCACCCGGCUUCAACAUUGAGCCAAUUCCCCCUAAGGACAGCAAAGAUAAGACUCCCGUGCUCCUAGCCGGUGGUGAAUAUCAGAUUCCGAACAACCAGCCCAUGAUUGCCAUUCUGAAUGCUGUUAACCGUGACCCCGCUGUGUUCGAGGACCCAUUGGCCUUCAAGCCGGAGCAGGUGCUCGGUGACAAGUGGGACAAGCUGCCUGCUGCCGCCAAGAAGGGCUUCGGCAACGGCAAGCGCGAGUGUAUCGGUAAACUGUGGGCUUGGCAGUGGUCUUUCUUCACAUUGGCCAACAUUAUCAAGGACGUUUCAUUCGAGUUGGAGGAUCCAAACUACAAGCUUCAUGCAAACGGUGCUUUCAGUAUCAAGCCGAUGGACAUGUUCGUGCUUGUCAGCGGUCGCCAAAAGUAG
Messenger RNA from Penicillium longicatenatum, 1398 nucleotides. RefSeq lists its product as uncharacterized. The record is from RefSeq and is a predicted model, not a curated record. Gene Ontology annotation, molecular function: heme binding; iron ion binding; oxidoreductase activity, acting on paired donors, with incorporation or reduction of molecular oxygen. The coding region runs from base 1 to 1398 and encodes 465 amino acids. The transcript is spliced from 2 exons. Lineage: Eukaryota; Fungi; Ascomycota; Eurotiomycetes; Eurotiales; Aspergillaceae.